AUGAAGACGACGGAGCCAGGCCUCAGCGGCGGUGGCCACCUCGGCACCGAGCCCUCCGACGAUGACGAAGCCGUCGUGGACCGCCUGAGCGCGCUCCCGAACAACGUCCUGCUCCACGUCCUCGCGGGCCUUGGGGACGCCGCCGCCGCCGGUCGGACCAGCGUGCUCUCCAGCCGCUGGCGCCGCCUCUGGGCGCUGCUCCCGGAGCUCCGCUUCUCGUCCCUCUCUCCUCCGAGCCCGGCCUCAUCGUGUCGGAGCUGGUCGCCCACGAAGCGGACCUCAGGAUCCUCGACGUGA
Messenger RNA from Miscanthus lutarioriparius, 297 nucleotides. Lineage: Eukaryota; Viridiplantae; Streptophyta; Magnoliopsida; Poales; Poaceae. The record is from the annotation of a GenBank genome assembly.